CCGGAGCCGCGUGGACGGGGCCAAGGCGUGGGCGGGCGAGGCGGCGGACGGAGCCAAGGCGCGAGCGGGCGAGGCGGCGCACGCGGUGCGGGAGGAAUCGCGCGCCGUGGCGGGGGAGCUGAAAUCGCGGGCGGCGUCGGCACGCGCGCAGGCCGUGGAGACGGCGCACGCGGUGCAGGAGGAGGCGAGCGCGGCCCGGGGCGUCGUGGGCAAGACGAUCGAGCGCGGCAUCGAGAAGGGCCGGCAGAUGAUCGGGCGGGCACAGGCGGCGGUGCUGCUGGCCGAGGAGCGUGCCGAGGCGAAGGUCGACGCCAAGCUGAUGCACCUGUCCGACGUCGAGAAGGCACUGGCCGAGCGCUACGAGAAGAAGGACCCCGACGCUAUCAUGAGCCAGAGCGUCGACGAGCUCCUGCGGGCCCGCUACACGCCCAUAGACAAGCGGGACAACACGAGGUUACGGGGGAUAUAAUCCCCUUGGCUAGCAUGUUUUUGAGGGGGAGACGCCCUCCUUGUCCAGCAAGACUAAUUACCCUCCCUGCUCAAAUCCCACUCCCUGCUGCAGCGGUCGAGCACACCCUGUCUUGCUUGUUGUACUGCAGAUAAUACCUCUCACACACACAUACACAUACUUUCUUUUCUUUCUCUUUAGACCACUUGCCCUGAGACGGAAAGUGAAAGGGCGCUCAACAGACAGAGGUGAAUUGUAUUUCAGUAGUGUGCAAUUCCUGCAUCGGAAGCAAAUUGUUAAAACAGGAACGAACGGUAAAUGGAAAAUAGAGUGGGCUGUUCAUUCGGCAGCGUAAAUAAACAUGCGCCCUUUUACAAUGUAGACUAGGUAGUCCCGAAUGUGAUAUCGGUAUUGCAGUCAUCCAAC
Molecule: messenger RNA, 874 nt
Organism: Lasiosphaeria miniovina
Lineage: Eukaryota; Fungi; Ascomycota; Sordariomycetes; Sordariales; Lasiosphaeriaceae
Exons: 1
Coding region: 248-469 (73 amino acids)
Source: RefSeq, a predicted model, not a curated record